Messenger RNA from Trichomycterus rosablanca, 1814 nucleotides. RefSeq names its product iroquois homeobox 6a (gene irx6a). Lineage: Eukaryota; Metazoa; Chordata; Actinopteri; Siluriformes; Trichomycteridae. Gene Ontology annotation, molecular function: DNA-binding transcription activator activity, RNA polymerase II-specific; RNA polymerase II cis-regulatory region sequence-specific DNA binding. Gene Ontology annotation, cellular component: nucleus. The record is from RefSeq and is a predicted model, not a curated record. Bases 7 to 1458 code for a protein of 483 amino acids. Gene Ontology annotation, biological process: regulation of transcription by RNA polymerase II; positive regulation of DNA-templated transcription; cell development. The transcript has 7 exons.
GCAGCCAUGUCCUUCUCUCAGUUCGGAUAUCCCUACAAUGCAACUUCUCAGUUUUUCAUGUCACCAAAGCCCAGCACGACUUGCUGCGAUACGAUAUCCAGGUCGGUAUCGGACGGUUCCAGCGCGCCCCAGGUCUCCGCCGCCGCCGCAUCUUUCUGCUGCGCGCCCGCCUGUGAGAAGCGCCUGGUGUCGGGAGCGCGCACGGAGCUGAGCGCCGCGCUCGGGAUGUACAGCGCUCCGUACGCACCGCCACACGCCUACGCCAACUACUUCCAGUACGGAGCGGAUUCGUCCAGCAUCUACUCCACACUGGCACCUCAGUAUGAGAUUAAAGAGGGCACUGCGAACCUCCACAGUGGAAUCAGCCAACCCAGUGCCUACUACACAUAUGACCACUCACUGGGCCAGUAUCAAUAUGACAGGUACGGGACGGUAGACUUUAACGCCUCAGCCAGGAGAAAGAACGCCACACGUGAGACCACGAGCACCCUUAAAACCUGGCUUUAUGAGCACCGCAAGAACCCGUACCCCACCAAGGGUGAGAAGAUCAUGCUGGCCAUCAUCACCAAGAUGACCCUCACUCAGGUGUCCACCUGGUUCGCCAACGCUCGGAGGAGGCUGAAGAAGGAAAACAAGAUGACCUGGUCGCCCAAGAAUAAAGCAGGAGAUGAGAGGAAGGACAGGGUGGAGGAGGAAGCUGUGGGCAAAGAAUCUAAAGACGACCUAAAGGACGAGCGAGAUCUCCACCUCAGCGACCUGGAUGAUCUAGAAGAUGAAGAUGAGGACCUCGACAAGCUGGACAGUGACUGUGAGAAAUCAAACCAAGACGCUGCACCUCUUUCCAAACCUUCUCUUCCCGCCUUUAGCCCUCCACGGAGAGACUGCCCCGAGCUUCCUCCCCCGUCCACCUUUUCUGCUUUUCCUUGCAAAAUGAAGAGCGUCAUGGCUCUCGUCCCCGACUACCUGGACCCACUGUGCUCCAUACAGCAGUCGCAGCAGCUCCCCUCGUUACCCGCCUCCAUCGGGUCCGUCUCCAUGUCGGAUCAGAAGCCGAGGAUCUGGUCCCUGGCCCGGACCGCUGCUCCCGAGAUCGGCCAGCGUGGACAGGAAAUACAGGCCGGAAUUAAAACGGAAGCUGCCAGGGUGCCGAGGGUGGGAAGCGGUGAACACUGCGGGAAUGCCAAGGGUCUUCAGGACCCAUCGAUUUUAGGAGAGACUGAAAGUUUGUUUGAAAAGGCAGCACAAGGGGCGAACAAGGUGUACAGUACAGCGAGCUACAGGGGCCUACAGCGCCACUGUUCCUCAUACCAGGCUUCCACCAACUCGUGCCAGUUCUCCACCAUGGAAGGAUCGUGCAGCGGGGGAAAAUCCGUGCCCGAGUCCUCCGAGCUCAGUGGCGCGUGUUUAAUGCUGCAGGAAGCCAAAACAACUGCUUUCAGACCUGUAAUGAAGAGGUGAGACAGGCUGAAUGAAGUCUUCCCCCUGAGCAUAAACACUUUUCUUUAAUCUCAUGAAUUUAAUCUGGAUCUGAAAUGAAGAUUAAAGCGCGUGAGUUCCGCAGUUCUGCGCGUGCGCUCAGUGGAACCUGCGGAGGUUUAGCAGCACUUUACACAAUAUUGAUGAUUCCUGACGGUGAUGAGGAAUUUAUGCAAUGUUUUUAAUGCUGAUGGAAAGACGUGAUGUCUCAUGUUCGUAACAAUCGUAGUUUAAUCGUUUUUUAGCUGUUUAUCUAUUAUUUAUCAUUUAAUAUCGUUUCGUAUUCAUUUCGCACCAUUGUUUUUGUGUUGUCUAAAUCUUUGUCGUGUUUGUUUUUA